AUUUAUUACCGGUUUUGAAUACAGUUCAAAAUUUAUGAUUCUAAACACUCUGGAUGUUUUUAGGGAUCUAAUACCAUCUCCUGGUGCAGUUUCUUUAUCUUUCAUUACUCAAAAAAUAACAUUGAACAUCAAAUCUAAAUGGAAACGUACGGAACUCACAGAUGUUUUUCGUUCAACUCAAACAAAUUUAACGUAAUCAAUUAUAGUUCUUCGAUGAACAAGAUAGUGAUAGUCGUGAAUACUCAUACGAAAAGUAAAUAAUUAAUGAAAAACACACAUAUAAUUAUAAUAAUUAUGAAACAUGCAGAAAAUAAAAUAUUUAAAUAACACAAAAGCACAAUACAAGACAAUGGAGUAAUGGAGUAUGGAUCUAUGGACACCAAAAACGUCAACCAAUGACAAGCGAGCACAGUGUUUUCACCCAAGAUAUAUAAUAAUACGUAUUAUUAUUAUAAAAGGUGGAUAAAAUCAUGUGAUCAUGAAAACAUGUUUACUUCUUAGUUCUUAUCAAUAUUGUUGAAUCGUAGAUAAUAAUAUUUAUAAUAAUAAUACUAUAUUACUAUGUUCAGUUGCAUUUAUAUUCGUUGGUAAUAAGUUUGUUGUAAAAAACAGAAUACGAUUUUAUUUUUUUUUCAGUCAUGGAAAUUGAUAAAGAGGAAUCCGUAUUUAAAGUACCUAAAUUGUUAUUCGGUCCUAAAGCAGGCACAAAAAAACCAACAAAAAUUGUAGACACAGAAAAUCUUACUAAUAGUGAUGUUCCUGCAACAAAAACCGCAAAAGAAGAUUUAAAAGAUUAUGUUGAAGGAAAUAUUGAACAAUCAAAAAUAAACCUUAAGAAAACUUCCCUUGUUCCUAUUCCAUAUGAAGAACCGUCUUGGGGAGGUAAACCUGGAGACAAAUAUUUUUUAGAGGUUCGCGAUCAGUUUUGGAGUAAUAAAACCAUUUGAGUUUUAAAAAUAAUAAUUUUUUUUCUUAAUUUCUAGGAGUUAAAGUCUGGUGUGAUAUUAAGUACAAUACAAUUAGAAAAUCGCUCAUUUCAUUGCUUCGGUCGCCUAAGUAAUUGUCAUAUUACUAUGGCACAUCCAACAAUUUCACGAUUUCAUGCAAUUCUUCAAUAUCGAUCAACAUUUUCUACCAGUGAUGAAAAUAGAGGGUUUUAUUUGUAUGAUUUAGAUAGUACCCAUGGAACAUUUUUAAAUCGGUUAAGAAUUAAACCUAAAACAUAUAUAAAAGUCCAUGUAUGUAUUUUUUAGUGUUAUUUUUAAAUAUAUAAGUAAAUUGAAUUGUUUUCAGGUGGGACAUUUGAUUAGUUUUGGUGGUAGUACUAGAAUGUAUUUAUUACAAGGACCACCAGGUGAUGAAGAAAUCGAAUCUGAAUUAACUGUUACUGAAUUAAAAACUAAACGACUAGCAGAACUUGAACAAAGAAAAAGAGAACUAGAUUUACAAAGAUUAAAAAUGGAAGAAGAAGAAAGACAAAAAAUGGAACAGGGUGUAGACUGGGGAAUGGGUUUGUAUUUAUUAUUUAUUUGAUUUUAAAUUAUUAAUAAUAUUUAUGAUGUAAGCAUCAUUUAGUUAAAAUAAAAAGGGAAUAAUUGCACUGUAGCUACCAACAAUUUUGUAAUUUUUUUUAUAUACCUAGGUAAAUCAACAUUGUUGAUUGUACAUCAUUGUUUGGAUAUAAUUAAUUACAAUUGUAAACUUAGUAAAAAUGGGAGCAUAAUAUAAGAACUAGUAUUUAUACAAAAUUAACUCAAUAUUUUUAAUGAAUAUGUGUAAUUUAAUAUAAAAAUUAUAAUUGUUUUUUUUUAAUUACAGAUGAAAAUUAAUUUUUAAGUUAAAACUGCAAGAAAAUUGUUUUUUUUUUUUUUUAUAUAUAUUUUUUUAAGUCUUAGGUAAUUUGAACAACUCUUUCCCCAAACCCGUUUAGGUUUAACGACACUAUCUUACUGAUUGUUCAUUUGUUUUCUGCUCGCCUGGACUUUUUAAAUAAAAAUAUUCUUCAAUUUGCUCUGUAAAACCUUAAGCAGUCACAAUGUAAAAACAAAUACAUUUUGGUUCCACCUAGAGACCAUUAUUUCAAAAUUAAUAAUUUAAAAUUAUAAAAUAAAUUUGGCUACUAUUGGAUAUCAAAUGUGGACCUCUAUGUUGCUAGCUCAGGUUACAACCACUGUGCCACAAUUAAAAUGUAUUGACAUUAAAUAUACCAAAUUAUUUUAAACUAAACUAUAGAAAAACUCAAAUGUCAGAUUGUUAAAACUAAAAAUCUGAUAAUCAGCACAACAAUUUUUUUGACACCAUCAUUUUUAAAACAUUGAUUUCUUUAGGUUAUAAGGGUUCUUUAGGUAGUAUAAACAUAUAAUAUUCAAAGAAUAAUAGUUUCAUUUAAAUAAAAAGUUAAAUAUAUUUAUUUUUUUGUUAUAAUUAUUUACAUUAUAGGAGAAGAUGCAGUUGAUGAAGAAGAUACUAAAGAAAAUCCUUUUGCUCCAAAAGAAAAUGAGCAACUAUACUUGGACGAUCCUAAAAAGACUUUAAAAGGAUGGUUUGAAAGAGAAGGACAAGAAUUAGUGUAUGAUGUAUCAGAAAAGGGUUUUGGGACAUUUUCUUGUCGUAUCGAGUAAGGAAUUUAAUUUUGUUAAAUACAUUAAUAAUUGGUUGUAUGAUUAUUUUAGAUUACCAAUAGCAAACAUUACUGGAAGACCACAAAUGGUUGAAGCUACAAUAAGUGGGAAAAAAAAAGAAGCUAUUGUACAUUGUGCGUUGGAAGCAUGUAAAAUUUUGGAUAUGUAUGGACUUUUAAGACAAUCUACUCACGGUGAAUCUAAUUUUAUUUAUAUAUAUUUUUUUAUAUUAUCAAAUAUAAUUAGAUAAAUAUUUUUCUUUAGAAAGUAGAAAACGUAAAGAAAAAAAUUGGGAAGAGGAAGACUUUUAUGACAGUGAUGAAGAUAAUUUUCUAGACCGAACAGGAGAUAUUGAUGCUAAACGUAAAAAAAGAAUGAAAAAGUUUGGGAAAGGGGCUGAAACUGUGGAUACUUAUGAAACAUUGGUAUGCACUUUAAAAAAAUUGAUUAUGACUUCAAAUAUUCUUAUUUAAGUUAAAUUAUAAAAUUAACAUAUUAAUUUGAUAUUUUUAGAUGGAAAAACAUAAAAUUCUUAUAGCUGAUCUUAAACAUAUUAAGAUUAAAUUAAACAGAUUAAAUAAAAAUUUUACCAAAGAGUAUGAUGAAAGUAAAGAUGAAGACUCUUUAGAAUCAUAUAUGUCUGAUCUUAGAAAUUAUAAAACUGUGGAUAAAAUUGAAAUCAAAAGAUUAAAAGUAAGAUAUUGGUCAUAAUUAGAAUUCAUAAGUACAACAUAUUAAUUUACAGAUUAAAAUGAAUGAACUACUAGAAGAAGAAGAAAAAUUAAGAAAAAUAAUAAAUAUUGUACGACCAACUACUUUACCAGAACUUAUAAAACCUCAAGUCGAUGAAAAUAUAACUAAAGUAGAACAAGUGCAUAAAAUAAACCCAAACAUAAGUAAUAUUAGUCAAACAGCUAUUAAACCUGAAAUGCAAAUUGAAGGAGAAAAAAACGAUAAAAUAAUUUUGUCUAACACUGUUAAAGUUAAAGAAAUCAACCGCAAAGAACAAAAAACAGAAGGUAAUACAAUUUAACUAUUAAUCCUAUGAACAUAUAAAUAAUAUUAAUAAGGAUAACACAAAUAUUUUACAGAGCUACAAUUCCUUCACUAUUCUCACUAUUUCUCAAUAAUAACUUUUCUUACUUUUAGCCUCUUAUAAAUUUAUGUAAAAGAAAAGAAUCCGUAAGAAACUAAUAUGUGCUUACCUUGAUGUAUAAAUUAUUAUGAAUAUUUUUAAAUAAUGAAAAUUGUUUUAAAAUUUAUGCCAUAAUUUCAUAUUUUAUAAUAUUAUUUUUACUAUCAAUAUUUAUAAAACUAGUAUUAAGAUUAUGCAUACAGGUAAUGUCUCUGCCUAACUAAUGAGCAACAUAGCAAAAAUUACAUUGCAUAGAACAAUAUUAAAUUUUUAAAUAAAAUGCUAGUUGGUGAAAAAAAGCGAAAUGAGUGAAAAUAUAGUUUUGUAGUACUUAUACAGUGGUUUUUAUUAUGAACCGGCAAUUUUCUCAAAGGGUAUUAAGUGAGUUUUUUUUUUUUUGUCAUUACAGAAUCAUUUAAGCUUUAUUUUAAAACCAUUUUUAAUGUUUUACACUUACUCCGUACACCUUAGAUAAGUACCAUGUAUUUUUAUUUUUAGUAGGAAUCCUUUUUGAACAUAAAUUCGAAUAGAGAAAUAUUUUUCUAGACAUUUUGAUAUGCACAACACUGAUGUCAGAUAUAAGUUACAAUCAUGUAAAGUUUAAACCAGAAUUGUAAGAAAACGUUUGGAUAGGUUAUAAUUUUAAAUUGCAUGUAUAUUUUGAAAUUGUAAAUUGAUCAAGGGCAAAAAGAGUUAAAAUAUGAUUGUCAAAAGUAUGUGUAGAAUAAUGAGAGAUUUUUGUUGGGAUUUGCUUUGAGCCCAUAUCUGUUUUCUGUUAUAAUGUAUGAAGUUAUAUAGGAAAUAGUAGGAAAAUUAAUAUAGUUUAUGUUAUUUGCAGAUAAUAUUAUAAUUUUAAUAGGAGAAAAUCCGGAAGAAGUAGGAUAUAGAAAUGGAGAGUAGUACUUGAAGAAAAGGGAUUAAAUAAAAGUAAAACAGAAUAUGUACAUAGAGUAUAAGUUAGAGCAAAAGAGCAAAAUCAAUUAAGACAAUAAGUGGUUACAGUACAAAGAUAAUAGUGUGAUUAGAAGAGUAGAGCAAGUAGAGAAUAAUGAAUAAUUAAUAAUGUGGUAAUUUCAAGACUCGGUGAUUGUUCCAAAGUUAUUUUAUCAUUCUACCCAGUACAGUAAUUAGCUUAAGUUUCAAUGUGCAUAUGAUACAACAUGGUAUGCUAAAACAAAGACAUUGAGAUAAAACAAAAGAAAGUACUAACUGAUGACUUGAUUAUAAUGAAAGAAUAUUUGUAUAAAUAGAGGCUAAAUCCAAACCCUGUUAAAAAUGGAAGUUUUUGCUUUCCAUCUCUACAAUAAACAAGCUAAGCAAGAACUACAACUACAAUUUAAUGGUGUCUCUGUAAAACACAAUUUUUCACCUACAUUCCUAGGAGUUACCUUUCUGUUAAGGAACUCAUAGAAAAAGUUAAGAUCAAGAGUAAAUUAAUUACGGAAAUUAACUGGUACAGAAUGGAGAGCGGACGGCUAUACUUUUAGACUUAUAUCACUAGUACCGGUGAUUCAUUUAAGUGGGUACACUCAUUAUCUUGGAAUGUAUUAACUUUUUCGGGAAUUUGUUUUCUAGAAUUUUUUUGGAAACAAGCUGCUCUACAAUUUUAUAUUUAUGUCAUUUUUUAUCACCCUUAUUUUUGGGGUUAAAGCCACUACCUACUUUUGAUUUUCAAAUGGCAACCUAUAUUAAAAAGUCCAUACAUAAAUGAAGUAUUAUGAAAACAGAUUUUAGUGUGAACAUUAUUGAUUUCCAUUGAUCUGUUGACGAGAUAUUCCACUUUUAUGUUUUGGUUAGAGGAGAGUAGUGAUGCAUUAAUAACAUGCUGCGCGCUGUACCGCCACAUAAAUGACAUUCCACUACUUACCUCCUCUGCAGCUGAAUAUUGCUCACCUGUGUGGCUUAAUAGCCAGCAUGAUGUAUUAUUAAAUAGUGUUAUGCAAUUAAUUAGUGGGGUGUCAAAGUCAAUUUUUCUGGAAUGGCUUCCGGUAUAAUCAAACAUUGCACUUUUAACUAUUAGAAGAAGGGAAAUUCUAGUUAAAAUUAUUAUUAAAAAACAUAAAUUAUACAGAACGAUGUUUUCAUUGUUUAUGCAAUAUACAGAUAACUCUCAUUAUAUUUAGUUUCUUUCACUACACUACAGUAUGAUUUUUCUUAAAUAUAAGACACUUAUGAUUUUUAGUUCAUACUACUUGGCUAAUUUAAAAAUAUCUCAGUGAUAUACACUUGGAAUUUGUGUUAUGUGAAAAUAUAGUAAUAAAUAUUGUGAACAUGUUCUUUUCAGACAAAGUGAUAAAAGAAUUAAAAGAUGUGGAAAAGAGGCAAAAACAGUUAGAGAAAAAAGAUAAAAAGGUGUGUAUAUUUUAAUAACUUAGUAUUUGUAUAUAAUACAAAUUAUUAUAUUGGUAAAUAAUUCAUUUAAUUAAUUAUUUAUUUAGAUAAUUUCUAAAAUUCUGGAAAAAGACUUAUCAGAAGAUUUUGGAAACAUGAUUUGGAAACCACCAGCUGAUCAAACUGGAGAUGGAAGAACUAGUUUAAAUGACAAAUAUGGUUAUUGAUUAAUGUAUUAUAUUUUUAUUGUACAAAUUAUAAUUAUUACUGUAAAUUAAAUUGCAAUUAUUUUUAACUCUUGAAAGAAAUAUUAAUAUUGAGGUACUUUUUACAUUAUAAUAUUUUAGUGAACAUUUACUUGUGCAAAUUUAAUUUGAAUUACGGAGUUAAAAGUGUAGACAUACACAAUGUACCAUCAUCUGAACCAGUAACACAAGUGCCACAUUGAUUUAGAGAUGACCAAUCACAAACAAUCGGAAUGCUUUGGUGUUCUUUCAGUGACAAAACAACAUUUAAUCCCGUACUUGUUAUCUAUAUCAAAAAUUAUACAUAAUAUAAAAAUUAUUUUCUCAAAACACACUG
Molecule: messenger RNA, 6669 nt
Organism: Cinara cedri
Lineage: Eukaryota; Metazoa; Arthropoda; Insecta; Hemiptera; Aphididae
Source: the annotation of a GenBank genome assembly